This is a messenger RNA of Colletotrichum destructivum, 672 nucleotides long. Its product is annotated as Putative Zinc finger C2H2-type. The transcript has 2 exons. NCBI's taxonomy places the organism in Eukaryota, Fungi, Ascomycota, Sordariomycetes, Glomerellales, Glomerellaceae. The record is from RefSeq and is a predicted model, not a curated record. The coding region runs from base 1 to 672 and encodes 223 amino acids.
AUGUCCUCGUCUGGCUCUCCCUCUGGCUCCUCAUCCGGCCCGUCCAACCCCGACACCAGGUCUCUCGAGCAGAAGAUCCGCGACGACCUCUGCAUUCUCUCCAACGAAGCCUCGGUCCCCUGGAUCCAGUUCGAGGUCGCGACGCUCGGCGCCCUCGCCGAGCUGAACAACGAGUUCGCGCAGGCAUGGGGGGCGAAGAUGAGAAAGGACGAGGAGGACGCGAUGGAUGUCGACGGCGGUGAAGGCAACAACAAUGAAGAUGAAGAUGAAGACGACCAGGGCAAUAUCAACGUCAACAUCGAUGAUGGCAACGACAACAACAACGACGACGACGACGACGACGGCAAUGGCAAUGACGGUGAAAACAAUGACAGCGAUGGUAACAUUGAUGAACCAGAGGAUGACAAUAAUGGCGGAAAUGGAGGAAAUGGCGGCAGCGGCAACGGCAAUGGCAACGGCAACGGCAACAGCCCCGUACCAGGGCCUAGCAGCUCCGGCGGCGGCGGCGGUGGAGGCGGUGGAGGCGGCGGCGAUAGCGGAGUCGAUGGUCGCCCUAGGUAUUACUGCUCUUUUCCUGGCUGCGGGAAAUUCUACCAGGCCAAGCGGACACGCACCCGGCACAUCAAGGACAAGCAUCCGAACCAGCCGGUCCCCCGGUUCAACGACCCCUAA